Molecule: messenger RNA, 5602 nt
Organism: Onthophagus taurus
Lineage: Eukaryota; Metazoa; Arthropoda; Insecta; Coleoptera; Scarabaeidae
Gene: eys
Product: eyes shut
Molecular function (GO): calcium ion binding
Source: RefSeq, a predicted model, not a curated record
AUUCUAAGACCCCGUCUAAUUUGUAAUAAACCUUCUUGUGUCCCACUUCCGUUUUUAUUCUACAUUUUUAAAACGACACCAAGAAAUCCACUUUAAUAACAAAAAUGUAACUGUUUAAAAACAUUAAACAAAAUUAAAUCUACACGAGAAGCCAAAAGUGUUACUAACACGUCUUUUAUUUAAAACCCUAAUUACCGCGCCGUGUACAUUAACAGUUAACGUCGAUUAGCGUUUGAGUUUGUCUCUUUUGUUCUUCGUUGGCAAACAAUCGCAUCGUUUAACGGGGGUUUUCUUUUGAUUGAGGCAGAUGCUCUUUCUCGCGUUAAAGGAAAAUUUGCUCUACGAACCGCGACGUGGUUAUAAGAGCUUAUUAUAUGUAGAGAGAUAUUAACCUGAAUAAUGUCGAAGUGAAUCGAAUAGUACAGUUAAAUAAACAGAUGGCGGAAAAUCGCAACGCAAAAGCGAUUAUCGCGACCAACGACCGUGAUUAUUUAUAACCGAAGCGGCCUUUGAAUUUCAUUGCAAACGAAAAAGAAAUAUUUCGUUUAAAAGAACGAACGCCAUUAAGCGAGCGCGAUUAGAACGGAUAUCCGACCUAAUUACGUCGUUUGUAAGAAGAAGUAUUGCUGAAGUAUGUGUGCUAAUGUCAUAACGUAUUGUUUUAAAAGAGGAACAAAGAAAGGAAAGGAUUAAAGGAUUUUGCGUAGAAAGUUUUUGACCUAAUAAAAAAUAAAUUUGCAUUUUUUACAAAAAAUUUUUUCUUUAUCUUUAUAGAUACCAUCUUUAAAAUAUUCAGUUUAAUAAGAAUGCGGAAUGAAGUUUAUCGGUAGCAUAAAAUUAUGCAUUUUAUCAUCAUUUACCAUUUAUUGGGGUGUUUACGCCGGUUUUGCUUGUUUAAGCAACCCUUGCAUGCAUGGUGUUUGUAUGGACGGCCUUAACACUUCGUAUUCUUGUUAUUGCAUCGAUGGAUACACAGGGGUUCAAUGCCAAACGAAUUGGGAUGAAUGUUGGUCUUCACCGUGUCUAAACGGUGGAGUUUGCUAUGAUGGAAUCGCAAGUUUUAAUUGUUCAUGUCCAGCGGGAUUUGUUGGUGAAGUUUGCCAAGAAGAUUUCAAUGAAUGCGAAAGUAACCCAUGUUUAAAUAACGGAACUUGUUUUGAUAUCACCAAUGGGUACACUUGUAAUUGUUUACCAGGAUAUUUAGGUACUUAUUGUGAAAUUGAUAUCUCGGUUUGUGAUUCUACCAAUGAAACGAGAUGUGCCAAUGGCGGUGUUUGCGUUGAAGGACCUGGAGAAAGUUUUAGUUGUGAAUGUCCAGCAGGUUGGAAUGGCUUUUUAUGCGACCACGAAAUAGAUGAAUGCAUGUCUUCACCAUGUCAACACGGCGCCGUUUGCAUCGACCUUCACGCUGAUUACUCAUGUGCCUGUACAUUUGGAUUUACUGGGAGGAAUUGUGAUGAUGUUAUCAUGGUUUGCGAAGACAAUCCUUGCAGGAAUGAUGCUUUAUGUCUUAUGGAAGCCGGGCAUCCAAUGUGUUAUUGCGUGCCUGAUUUUCAUGGGGAGUGGUGUCAAUAUCAAUAUGAUGAGUGCCAAUUAGGACCAAGAUGUAUGAAUGGUGGAAGUUGUAUUGAUGGUAUAGAUACAUUUACGUGUUCUUGUCCGCCAAAACUAACUGGUUUAUACUGCGAGUGUCUUAUCUUAGAAGACAACUCAUUAGAUUGCACUUAUAUAAAACCAACGAUAAUAGAUUUUACAACAACAGAGAUUCCUAUUACAUUUACGACGACUUCAACGGUUUUUACUGAGAUGCCAAAUUCAACAACUAAUCUUAUAGAUUUAACGAAUUUUACUCAAACCGAAUCUUCAACAAAAUCAUCUUCUGAAUCAACGUUUUCUACUUUUUCGACGGAAUCAACGUUUAUUACUUCGAUUCCAACAGAAACGCCUAUUUCUUUAUCAACGAUUUCUAAUACAACCUCAACUCUAACUGAAAGAUCGACUACUAAGCUAUUUUCAACUGAGAUAACGACUAUUUUAAAUGUGACUGAAACUGAUACGACUUAUUUUCAAUUAGAUACGACGACGAUGGGUAAAGAUGGGAUGACGUCGAUUGGUGACCACGAAGAAACUAGUAGCGAAUUUGUUCCAAUUACGUCGACCGUUUUUUCAACUUUUCCAGGACGUGUAACAGUAACUGAUUUAGUUGAAACAACUUCAUACGGAAAAACAUCGACAUUUUUAUUGUCGACGUUUUUAACUGACGAACCAAGUUAUGUAACUGAAAGCGGUUUAUCUGAGACAGAAAUAACAACAAUUGGUCACGAAAUAACCACUACGUUUAAACCAUUUUUAGAUUGUACAAAAAGUGAAAAUAAAUGUUUAAACGGUGGAACUUGUACUUUUGUUAUGGAUGGUUAUAAAUGCGUUUGUCCUUUUGAUACAGAUGGAUUAUUAUGUGAAAAACACCUUGGUAUACGUAACGCGGCGUUUAAUGGAAAAUCAUUUCUGACUCACCGAUUAUUCAAUCAAUCCCAAGCUUCGAUUUCAUUCAAGGUUAAAACGCUAGCUACAUCAGGAUUAAUUUUUUACACCAAUAUAGAAAAUUCUUAUAUCGCACUUUACUUAGAAGAGGGUCAUUUAAAAUUUAAAUUUUCUUGUGGGUUCCAAACGAUGCUUUUAAGCGAAGUUGAAGUCCCGGUUAAUAACGGAUAUGACAUGGAUAUUAAAACUGAAUUAAAAUUCAGUAAAGAUAAUAAACAUUGUGAAGCUUUUAUUAACAUUAACGAUACGUUAAUUAUGAGUGGAGAUCAAAUUGCUUUAAUGGAUCCUUUUGCGAAGAAAAAUUUAUUGGUACAUUUCGGAGGGAUCCCUGAAAAUUCCCAAAUCGAUGGGUUCGGUUAUGAAGGAUUUAUUGGGUGUAUAAGAAAAUUGGAAAUUUCUGGGAAAGAAAUGUUAAUUUUUAAAGACGCAGAUGAUGGAGUUGGAGUUACUGAAUGUUCCUCACUUGCUUGUUUAUCAAAUCCGUGUGGAAAUGGUGCUAGUUGCUCAGCUAAAGGGGACGAUUGGUAUUGUCAUUGCAAAAAUGGAUUCGUUGGAAAAAUGUGUGAAACAUCAAUCUGCGAUAAUAAUCCUUGUCAAUAUGGAGCAACAUGUUUACCAUUCACAGGAAGUGGUUAUAUUUGUUUAUGCCCGUUUGGAAAACACGGACAUUUUUGCGAAAGCGAUUUAGAAAUUACAAAACCCUACUUUUCAUCUUCAAUCUACGGAUAUUCUUCGUUUAUCGCUUACCCUCUCCCAACGGCGGUUUCUAACAAAUUAGAAAUAAAAUUUCGUUUUUCGCCAGCCACAAUGGACCAAAUCUCGAUUUUAAUGUUUCUUGGGCAAAGAGGUCAACACAAUUUCCAUUCGGAUCAUAUGGCGGUGAGUUUUGUUAAAGGUUAUAUUAUGUUAACGUGGAAUUUGGGUUCUGGUCCAAGAAGAAUUUUCACAUCAAAACCGAUCAACGCGGAAAUGGGGUCGCAUUUAAUCCAUAUUGGGCGAAUUGGAAGACGAGCUUGGUUGUUCGUUGAAAAUCUUGGAAAUAUCACCGGAAGAUCACCCGGAAAUUUAGUCCAACUCGACGUUGUUCCAAUUCUAUACUUAGGCGGACAUGAUUCGAAAAAUUUCACAUCGCUUCCUCACGAUUUACCACUUCAUUCAGGAUUCGCUGGGUGCAUUUACGACGUUGAAUUUAAAUCGGGGGGUUUUGUUAUUCCAUUAGCUGAAUCUAAGUAUGCGUUUGGAAGGGCUUUGGGGCAAUGUGGAACUACUGAGUGUUAUGAGAAGAUUUGUCAGAAUGGUGGGGCUUGUUUAUAUCAUGGAGGAACAUUUACGUGUUUGUGCCAAGAUAGUUUUUUCGGGCCAAUGUGCUCGACAAAAUAUAAUCCAUGUAACACGUUAAGAUCGAAUUGUUGGAUGGAAUCAAGUUGCGUACCUUUAAUUGCAGAGUAUGAAUGUGAUUGUCCUUUAGGAAGAACAGGAAAAUUUUGUCAAAAUGAAACAAUAAUCAGCGAUGUUGGAUUCUCCGGAAUAAGAUCUUAUUUAACGUUAGAUCCAGUUGUUUUCGAAUUGAUUAAAUUCAAUAUUGAUUUUGAAUUGAGACCGUUAAGUGAUCGUGGAUUAGUUUUAUUUAUUGGGAAAAGAGAUUUUAUUUCGAUUUUUCUUCAUGGUAGUGUCUUGGAGAUUCGUUUAUUACCGAGUCGACAUCGAAUCUUAACGAGCGAUUUAAUUUCGUUGCGAAGUAAUAAACUCUUAGUUCUGGGAAAUUGGCAUAAAAUAAAUGUAGGAAUGUAUGGGAGAAAAACGUAUUUAUUCGUUGAUGGAAUUGUAACAACGGCUAUCUUAAAUAAUGGGGAUCUAUUAAAUUUGUCUGGGGAGACGAUUUAUUUGGGUGGACUUCCAGACUUAUCAAUACUUCCUAAUGAAGCGACGAUUUCGUAUCCAAUUCCGUUUAUGGGAUGUAUCAGAAACUUUUUUAUAAAUUCCCAACGAAUUCCGUUAACUUCAACAACCAUAAAAUCUUCAAGAAAUAUUGUUGAUUGCGAUGGAACUCCAUGCGGAGGAGAUUAUUGCGAAAAUAAUGGAUCUUGUUGGUUAGAUCCUAAUUUAAAUCCACAUUGUUCUUGUCCUGAUCCAUAUUACGGAGAAAAAUGUGAAGAGAUACCAUCAUGCGAAGAAAAACAUUGUGAGAAUAACGGAAAAUGCCUUGAAAAUAGAUGCGCUUGUACAAUUGGUUACUCAGGCGCGUUUUGCGAAACCACAAUCUCAGUUAAAACCCCGAUGUUUUCAAAAAACAGUUAUAUAAUAAUCAGUAAAGGAUUAGAUAAGAAAAGGGACCUAAAUUCGUUUAGCACAAAUUUUUAUUUAAAUUUUACGACUGUUUCUCAAAACGGAUUAAUUUUAUGGACGGAAAAAUCGCAAAGUUAUUUAGGAAUUGGAAUUGAAAAUGGUCACUUAAAAAUAGUGUAUUCCAUCGGAAAUUAUGACGAAAUCUUACAAGUUUUGGAUUUCCCAAAAAUAUCGGAUGGAUUGUGGCACAGUUUGGAAGUAAAUUUUGAACCUUUUAUUUUAAAAUUAGACCAAAAAGAAAUUAAUAUAGAAAUUGAGCAUUACAAUGGUACCUUGAAUGUAGACGAUAAAGUUUUUUAUUUAGGCGGAUUACCAAAAGAAAUAUCACAAAAAUAUCAGGGGAUAUUUGCGAAUUAUUUUGAAGGGUGUAUCAUUGAAUUUGGAUAUGGGAAAGAUGUUAAUAUUAAAGAUUUCAGUAAAUAUAAGGGUGAAAAUAUUGAGAUGUGCAACUUGGUAUGAUUUCUAGUCUAAUUUAAGUAAAUCAAAAACACUGCCAUUUAAUGUAUCUAGUCAAAAUAAGUAGACUUCCGAUAAUUCGAGACUUUACUGGAUUCCUGGAUUAUUGGUAUUCCACAAUAUUAGAUGUUAGCACAAUUAAUUUUUGUUAAAAAAGUCUUUUUCUUUGUUAAUUAUGUAGAAGAGUGUGACAAGUACAAAAAUUGUUUUAUGUAAUAUUUCUGUUAAGAUAAUAAAUUUCUUUUUAAAAUAAUUAAAA